GCCUCCACUCCACCAAUUGCUUUCAGGGGACUGGGAAAUUCGCUGUACACGAUACAAGGGAGGAAACUAUUCUGUGAAGAACUGUAAAGAUAUUAUAAUUUCCACAAACUUGGGGUUAAGACUAAAUAUUACAAAAGUGAUCAUUGGCCCUCCUAAGCCUGCGAGUGGGUUUGCAGAAGACAGUGCCGCAUUGGCUGAGGGUGUGUCGGAUCUCCAGGAGGUGGUGUCUUUGAAGGAGCGCAUGGCGAGGUACCAAGCAGCUGUUUCCAGGGGUGAUUGCCGCAGCUUCUCUGCCAACAUGAUGGAGGAAUCAGACAUGUGCACAGUGCCUGGUGGUUUGGCCAGAGUGAAGAAACAAUUUGAAAAGGACAAAAUUGCUUCUUCCUGUAAUACCUUUUCUCAGUACCAGUACCAGCAUCAGAACAGAUCUGAGCAGGAGGUAAUUCACAGCAGCCAGCCUGACAUUUCCAGAAGCAGCCAGGAGAUGGAAAGAAAUGGGAAAGAAGCUUCCAAAGUACACAAAAUGGGUGUUCUUGGAACAGAAAUGGUCUCUCAUCUUGAAAAGCACACUGAGGAAAUAAACCAAGCUUCUCAGUUCCAUCAGUAUGUUCAAGAAACAGUCAUAGAUACACCUGAGGAUGAAGAAGUUCCAAAGGUUUCAACUAAGUUUUUAAAAGAGCAGUUUGAAAAGUCUGCCCAGGAAAAGGUCCUUUGUUCUGACAGAGAGACAACUCCAGCCAAGCAGAUUAAGAUUGAAGGUGAACACGAAGAGAUUUUAAAGCCAUCAUCACUUAUGGGUACCUCUUCCACUUCUUACACUUCAACCGGCCAGAGAAAGGAGACAUCAGCCAUAAAAUACGGUGACCAUAGUGCCACUUCCUCAACUGUGGUACAAGUUCAUGCCAGUCCUUUGGGAAGGACAGAAGAAUUUCCUCCUCCCCCACCUGAAAUACUUCAAACUCCAUUAGAUGUGACAGCAUUUUCCCAGUCCCCUGAAUUGCCCAGCCCUCCUAGAAUACCACCAGUCCCCAAAGAAUUAUAUUCCAAGCAAAGAAAUUUGUAUGAAUUAAACCGUUUAUAUAAACACAUUCAUCCUGAGCUAAGAAAAAACUUAGAAAAAGAUUAUAUUAGUGAGGUUUCUGAGAUUGUUUCUAGUCAAGUGAACACCGAGAGCUCAGUUUCAGCAGAUGUACAACAAGCCAGGUACGUUUUUGAGAAUACAAAUGACCAUUCUCAAAAAGCUGUUAACUCAGAAAGAGAACACCUGGAAUGGGAUGAAAUUCUGAAGGGGGAGGUACAGUCCAUCAGAUGGAUCUUUGAGAAUCAGCCAUUAGAUUCAAUCAACAAUGGCUCUCCAGAUGAUGAAAACAUCUCCAAGGGCAUUGCUGAUAAAGAAAUUAUUGCUGGUGGUGAUGUGAAAUACACCACAUGGAUGUUUGAAACCCAACCCAUAGAUACACUGGGGGAUCAUUCUUCUGGCACUGAAGAAAAUGCUGAGAAAAUUCCUGAGCUAGCCAGAGGAGAUGUCCGCACAGCCCGGUGGAUGUUUGAAACAAAGCCAUUAGACUCACUGAACAAAAUGCAUCAAAGCCAGGAAGCAUCAGUUGUAACUGCCAUAGCAGAUAUAACUGGGGGAGAUGUCAAGACUGUGAGAUACAUGUUUGAAAGUCAGCAUCUGGAUCAAAUUGGACAGCUUCAUUCAGUGGAUGAGGGUCACCUACUGCAACUCAGGUCUGAGCUCAAAGAAAUUAAGGGAAAUGUUAAGAGAAGUAUAAAAUGUUUUGAAACUCAACCAUUAUAUGUUAUUAGAGAUGGCUUAGGUCAAAUGCUAGAAAUUAAAACUGUUCACAGAGAAGAUGUUGAGAAGGGUGAUGUGAGAACAGCACGGUGGAUGUUUGAAACACAGCCCUUGGACACAAUUAACAAGGAUAUCACGGAAAUUAAAGUUGUCAGAGGAAUAUCCAUGGAAGAAAAUGUCAAAGGUGGAGUGAGUAGGGCAAAGUGGUUAUUUGAAACUCAACCUUUGGAGAAAAUCAAAGAAGAUUCACAAGAAGUCAUCAUUGAAAAAGAAGCAAUAAUAGGUACAGAUGUUUCCGGAAAGUGUUGGAUGUUUGAAACACAGCCAUUAGACAUUUUAAACAAAGUUCCUGAUGCAGAUACUCUAAGAUCUGAAGAAAAAAUAGGGGGUGAUGUACAAACUACUAAGCGUCUGUUUGAAACACUUCCAAUAGAGGCUUUAAAAGAUAGCCCUGAUGUAGGAAAACUUCAAAAAAUCACUGCCUCUGAAGAAGAAAGGGGGGAUGUGAGGCACCAAAAAUGGGUUUUUGAAACUCAACCUCUGGAAGAGAUUAGAGAAGAUAAAAAAGAAUAUAUACAAACAGUGAAACUUGAAGAAAUUGACAGAGGAGAUGUAAGGAAUUACACACAUAUCUUUGAAUCAAACAAUUUAAUUAAAUUUGAUGCAUCACAUAAAAUAGAGGUGGAAGGAGUCAAAAGAGGUGCUGUAGAGUUAAAUAAAUCACUCUUUGAAACAACACCACUGUAUGCUAUUCAAGAUCACCUUGGCAAAUAUCAUCAGGUAAAGACAGUGCAACAAGAAGAAAUCCUAAGAGGUGAUGUAAGAAGCUGUAGGUGGCUUUUUGAAACAAGGCCCAUUGACCAGUUUGAUGAAAGCAUUCAUAAGUUUCAGGUAAUUCGGGGAAUAUCUGCCCAAGAAAUACAAACUGGAAAUGUGAAAUCUGCUAAAUGGCUGUUUGAAACACAACCUCUUGAUUCAAUUAAAUAUUUUAGUAAUAUGGAAGAAUUAGAAGGUAAACCUGAGCAAGCUACAGAUAUUGUUAAAGGGGAUGUCAAAACCUGUAGAUGGCUUUUUGAAACACAGCCAAUGGAAUCUCUUUAUGAAAAAGUUUCACUGAUGACUGGCAGCGAAGAAAUUUGUAAGGGAGAUGUCAAAGCCUGUACUUGGCUCUUUGAAACUCAGCCACUUGAUACCAUAAAAGAUGACUCUGAAGCAACAGUCAAAUUGCAAACUGUAAAACAGGAGGAGAUACAAGGUGGGGAUGUUCGUACAGCAUGUUUUCUUUUUGAGACAGAAAAUUUGGACAGCAUACAAGGAGAAGAAAUAAAGGAAAUCAAGGCCGUACAGAUGGAUAUCCAAGCUGGGGAUGUUUCUGGCAUGCGGCAUAAAUUUGAGAAUCAGUCACUAGAUUCUAUAAGUUCCAGUUCAGAGGAAGUUGUGAAAAAGAUCAAAACCCUAAAGACUGAAGAUAUCCAGAAGGGCAAUGUUUUAAAUUGUAGGUGGCUUUUUGAAAACCAGCCCAUUGAUAUGAUAAAAGAAGGCCAAGAAGGUGAUGAAUUAGUUAAGACAGUGACCGACAUACAAGGUGGGGAUGUAAGAAAGAGGUGCUUUAUCUUUGAGACUUUUUCUUUAGAUGAGAUUAAAGAAGAAUCUGAUUAUAUCAGCACCAAAGAAUCAACUACUGAAGAAGUGAUAAAGGGUGAUGUAAAAAGCUACAGAAUGCUCUUCGAAACCCAGCCACUCUACGCAAUUCAAGACCGAGAAGGGUAUUAUCAUGAAGUGACAACAGUUAAAAAGGAAGAGGUAAUCCAUGGAGAUGUACGAGGGACAAGGUGGCUUUUUGAAACAAAACCAUUAGACUCAAUUAAUAAAUCAGAGACUGUGUUUGUUAUUAAAUCUGUCACACAAGAAGAUAUUCAGAAGGGAGAUGUUAAUUCUGUCAGAUACAGAUUUGAAACGCAGCCACUAGAUCAGAUUUCAGAAGAAUCACAUCAUAUUGUGCCCACCAUAGACCAUAUUCAAGGCGGGGAUGUAAAAACAAGUAAACAAUUUUUCGAGUCUCAAAAUUGCAAUAAGAAUGCUUACGUAAGAACAGUAAGUGUCAAUGAAAUUCAAAAGGGCAAUGUUAAAACAUCUACUUGGCUAUUUGAAACCCACACUAUAGAUGAGCUGAGAGGAGAAGGCUCAGAAUAUGAAAAUAUCAAAACAGUCACCCAGCAAGAUGUGCAGAAAGGUGAUGUUAAGCAGGCAGUAUGGCUGUUCGAAAAUCAGACUUUGGAUUCUAUGAAGGAAGCCGGUGAAAGCAUCACAAAAAUCACCAAGGAAGAAAUCCCUCCUUCUAAUGUCAAGACAACUACAUGGCUAUUUGAAACCACACCCCUUCAUGCAUUUAAUGAAAAUAGGGUAGAAAAGGUGGAAAUUAUUGGCAAGAGUAUUAAAGAAACCUUAGAAGAAUUAUACUCUCAAAAAGUUAUUGAGGCUCCUGGAAUCAUCAUUGAAGCUGAUGAAGUUGGAAAUGUUCGAAUGGCAAAGUAUAAGCUAAUGAAUCAAACAUCUCCUGAGAUACAGAAAGAAGAAAUUAUCAGGGUUGAUCUCAGAAAUGUAAUGGUGAAUCUACUUUCCAAAAGAGACUGUACAAAAAGAGAAAUAAUAGUUAGUGAAGAAGAGAAGGGAAAUGUUAACUUGACCAAAACUCAAUUAUUAAACAGAUCAACAGAAUUUCAUGCUGAGAAAGAAGAGGUAGUGAGUGGUGAUGUACAACAAGCAAUCAAAAACCUAUUUUCUGAGGAAAAAUCUGUAAAGAAAGGCAUUUUAAUUCAGGAGGAUGAAAGAGGAGAUAUUAACAUGACCAUCUAUUGUCUUCUUCAUGAAAAUACUGGUGACACAAUUGAGCGUGAAGAAGUAAUAGGAGGUGAUGUAAAGCAUACUAUUCAUAAUUUGCUAUCUUCCAUAUCAAACAAUAAAAUAUCUGAAAGGGUUAAAAUCGAUGCCUCUGAGAAGGGAAAUGUUCAGUUUUUUACAACAUGCAUAGAAACUGGAGCUUUGGAUUAUCUCAAACAACUCCAGAUGGGGUCAAAUGAAACACUACCGGCCACAAUGCAAGAAACAAAGGAAGAAAUAAUUGGUGGUGAUGUACAGGGCACAAAACUGUUACUAAAUAAAAGGCAGUCUCAGGUUGAACGUACUGUUAGUGAAACUGAUAUCAUUCCAGGAGAUGUGCAUAAUACUGUUAAGGUUUUCAUGACAGAGCCUCAGAGUACAUCUUGUAAGACAUCAAAAGAAGAAAUUAUAAAAGCUGAUCUGAAAUCAACCCUAAAUUCCCUCAGCCAGGCCAUAAAUCAGAAAACAGUGGCUAAAACAGAAGAAAUUAUAAAAGGUGACAUGCUGGCCACACUCAAGUCACUUAAGGAAUCAAGCCACCCAUGGAAAGAGUUUAAACAGCCUGAUGCCAUCCCUGAUGAUUUUGAGAAGGCUAUCGAGUGCCUUGAAAAGACUGCAAACAUAAGGACGGAAAUCCUGAAAAAGGAGCUUAUCCGAGAUGACCUUGAAGUCUCAUUAAAGAACUUGAAAGAAGCACAAAGAGCUUUCAAAGAGGUAGAUAAAAAAUGUGGGAUCCAAGAAGAUGCACAAGCCGGGAUGGUAGGAUCCUCACAAGAGCAAAAAACAAAGAUUCAUCAGGUGACUAUCCAGACUGACAAAAAACACCUUCUUCAACCAAGACCAGGACCAUUGGAGCCAGCAGCUAGGUGGCAAGGGGGAACAGACACUCUCAGUCAAACUACAGGCAAAUCUUGUCAUGAGAAUUUAAUAGAAGAAAGAACUGAGGUUCAUCUCCCAAAAGCCCCUAAAGGUACCGUAAAGAUUGUCAUAGAUCGUGAACAAAACAAUGAUGCUCUUGAGAAAAGCCUUAGAAGACUAUCUAAUUCACACCACAAAGCUAUUAAAGAUAGCUUUGAUACAUUGGAAUCAGGGGACAUAAUGGGAGCCUGGACUGAUACCACAACAGGGCAAUGUCUUAGAGAUGAAUAUAUGAGCAGGCAGUUGGCUUCAACUGUGUCAGUUCAGCAAAAUCUAAAAACUAAGGAGCUGGAGGCAGUGCGAGAACAGAAGCAGGGUGCUGUCUUUAACUGUGCCCAAUCCGUUGGUAAAGCAGUUGGAAAGCAGCAGGCUCAAACUUGCGCACUGAGGAAUGACCACCAGAAGACUGAGCCUUUCCCUGUAAAGAGUUUUAAAAACACCAAGAACACUAAAAUAUCAACAAAUACACAAGGCUGGAACCCCAGUCCAACCCAGGGUUCAGUCAACAAGACAGUCAGAGAAACUUGUGAUGUUUCAGGGGACUUUCAGAAGCAAACUUUGUUAAAGCAAGAGCUGCAAUAUUGUGAUAAAGAUACAAAGAACAAGAAUGUGAACCCUCAACCAGUGUGGCAGACUUUGCCUGUAGAUCAAGACAUAUCAGAUAGAACAGGAGUGAAAGUCUCUUCAAAAAGCCACAAUAAAUUUAAGGCAACUGACGAAAAGCAGAAGACUGAUUUUCGUCUGAACAGCCAGGACUUUCUAAUGAAGACAAAUACCUCCAGAGACUUAAAAAUGGCAAUGGAAAUGGCCUUUAAUCCAGUCAACUUGAACCCUGAAAAUAAUGUAAAAGGAAGUGAGUGCUCUCUCCCACCACCAUCUCCACCUCCUCUUCCACCUUCCAAUGCGUCAUCUGAAAUAGAAUUUCCUCUUCCUCCUCCACCUCCUUUAAUGAUGUUGCCUGAAAAAAAUGGGUUUCCUCCCUCAAUGUCCACAGAGAAGAUAAAGGCUGAAUUCGAAAAUUUCCCAGGCCUUCCUCUUCCUCCACCACCAGAAGAAGAAAAAUCUGAAAGAGAACGUUUAUCGAUGUUUCUACCACCUCCGCCUCCUCCAACUCCAUCUCUAAACCCAGCACAUCUCCUUUCCUCUUCUGUUCAAGAAAAGCACACUGAAGCACUUGUACAGUAUUCCCAUGAAGAAGCCUCACGCUCUCAGCAAGCUGAUUCUCAGGCUAAAACCUUAAUAGGAAAAUCAGGAGUACGCCUGCCACCUCCCACACUGCCAAAACCCAAAUUUUUCAAGGGCAUGGGAGAUAAAGUGUACUACAGUUCCCCAAGAGUUGAACUGAAAAAUUCCCUGACAGACAUGGAAUGUGAAAUUACUUCCUCAAAGGAUCAGAAAAAAGUAAUAGUGACGACUAGCAGUGAGCACACAGAGACAAAGCAGAACAUACCUAGAGAAACUGCACCUGAAAGAAAACAAUUGUCUAUGGACUCUACAAGGUCUCUUUCACAGACAGUUCCAGAGACUUUAUCACCCAAGGAAAAACAAGGAAAAACACCUCUCGUAAAAUCUCAUUCAUUUCCUGCAGGUUCAGGACAACAAAAUCCAAAACCUUACAUGAGAAAAUUUAAGACACCUUUAAUGAUUGCUGAAGAAAAAUACAAACAACAAAGAGAAGAACUUGAAAAGCAGAAACUUAAGAGUUUUUGCUACAACAUAGCCAAAACAGAAUGCCAAAGUCAAAAUAUAUCGGAGUUGGGAAAGGAAGUGUUUUUACAAAAAACAAAUGAGGCAUUUCCCAGACCUGGAAUGGAUUCAGGGGCCACUGUGGCCCAACCCGACCCAGACUCUCAAAGACAUUCUCAAGCACUGGAAGCGUGGACUGAUCACAAACUUUCCACAACACCAGCAGUAGCAGGUACUGCCAAGGGGCUCCAACAUGUUCUAGCAGCCUCAAAAGACAAAGAUAUCAUGAAAAAGGAAGUUUUACAGAGCUCAAGGGACAUGACACAAUCUAAAUCAGCUUUUGAAAUUAAACAGAGUCACCAAGAAUGCAGUACACAACAGACACAACAGAGUAAGUACGUGGAGCCAUUGCAUGUGCCCCAACGUACACCAGCUUCCCCAAGUUUCAAAGUUAGAACCAUCAAGCUUCCAACUCUAGAUCAUAAAUUAACUGAAACAGACCACAGCUAUGAAAGCCAUAAAAAGCAACCUGAAAUUCAUGUUCAAACUGUUACCAAACAACAGCAUCAGGAAACUGAGAAAACUGAAGCAAGGACUGAAUAUAGUGAUAAGCAAUCUGUGGCUGAAAAAUAUUACCAAUUACCUGAGAAGGAGAAAAGAGUAACAAUAAAAUUGCCUACAGAACCCUCAGGGAAAAGCCGUGCAAGUAAGCACAAUGUAGUUCAUAAGAAGCAAACAGAAUUCAGAGAAUCUGAGAGUGGGAAACUUCUAGAAAGUGAAAAAAUAAUUCAGGGCCCACCAAUGGUUAGUCCAAAAGAAGAGGGGCUAACAGUGGAAAGAAAACAAGAGCUUUUGAAUAAAUCAGCACGGAAGGUAGUCACGCAAAUGGUUACUGAUGCACAUCUUGAUUCUCAGACUGAGAAUUUUCAGCACACGCAAAUACAGACUUCUGAAAGUCAAGCUGAACAUAAAAAAUGUCCCCAGCCAUACAAUAAUCUUCAGGAGGAAAAAUGGCUUGGUGUCGAAGGCAUACAACAGAAACAAGUCUUUUCUAAUGCUAAAGAUUCAAAGCAAGAGAUUACACAAAACAAAUCUUUAUUUUCCUCUGCAAAAGAAUCCCAGAAGGAUAAUGGAAAAUGUGCUAUAAAUAUAUUGGAAUUUUUGAGAAAACGUGAAGAACUACAACAGAUUUUGUCUAGGGUAAAACAGUUUGAAGCAGAGCCAGACACAAUUGGCCUUAAAACAUUUCAGACACUGUUAAAUAUUAUUCCAGUGUGGCUAUUAAGUGAAGAGAAGAGAGAGUAUGGAGUUUGCCUUACUAUGGAGAAUAACAUAGAAAAAAUCAAAGAAGAAAUAGCACAUAUUAAAACUCAAGCAGAGGAUAUGCUUGCAUCUUGUGAAAAUAUAAUUCAAACAGCCAUGAUAUCCUCUAAAGCAGAAAUGCAGAGAAACAAACCUACUAGUCUUAAUGAAACAUCAAAAGUGUCUAAUGUUAACAUCAGCUAUAAUAAAAACACUGAACAGAAAGAGAAUACCAUUGUUGAAAAAACACAGCACCGCCAUGUAGGAACCCAUCAUGCAGCAACUACUAAUAACCAUGUGAAAACCCAUCAGGAAAUUAAACUGGAUGACAGCAAGAUUCCUCCUCCCUCUUUAAAAACACGCUCCCCAUCACCAACUUUUAUAACAAUCGAGUCUACUGCCCGGCGAACAGAAGCCUCUACUAAGGAUGAGCUUUCUCAGUCCCCUAAAAAGGACAAUUUUGCUGAACCAUCACCAAGGAUGCCUAUGUCACCAACAUCUAGAAAUCACAAAGCAAAUACUUCCCCUUCUCCACCCAGGAAUCGCUCUGAACAACUUGUCAAACUCAAAGACACCACUGCAAAGUUAUCCAGAGGUACUAUCACGUGUUCAUCAGUAACCCCUACUCCAAUUGUAGACAAGAGGUCUGAGAUCAUCAAGUCUCCUGCAACUCUUCGUCGUCAAAUUAAGAUAGAAACUCGUGGUAGAGACUCUCCUACAAUAACAAUACCUAUAAAUGUAAACCGUGUUGAUAGUGGUCCCUUCAGAGAAUCCAUGGAAGCUCAAGAGGAAGUCAGGAAAGUAGAGAAAAGAGCAACCUAUGUUCAUAGAGAUGGAGUAAAUUCCACCAACGACAUAGUGCCAGAUACUGAAAGUUUUGACUCUGUUGAAAUCAUCCGCAAAUUGGAAGGGCCUCACCUGUCAGAGCAUGCCCAGAGAUAUGAAGCAGCCAACAGAACCGUUCAAAUGGCUGAAAAUUUCAUAAAUGACCACGAAAAUGAAGUAAACAGAUGGUUCCGGGAAUUUGAGGGUGGCCCAGCUUUUGAAGCAAAGUCAAAUACAAGAGUUUAUGUAAAUGGAGAAGCAGACCAUAAUAUAAAACAACAAAGUCGUACAUUUUGUACAGAGGAAUUUGGAUUAACAUCUUUAGAAAACACUAGUUUUACAGGCUUUUCUCGCAAUCAUCCUAGAGAGCAGCUAGAAAAUAUUCCUGUUAAGCAGUCCAGUGUACACUCUGAAACAAGAUCUCUAAGUGAACAUUUCUCAGGUGUGGAUGCAUUUGAGAGUCAAGCUGUUGGGUCAAAGACUACAACGUCUUCAAUGCAUAAUUCAGAAGCUGGCAAAUCUGGCUUUGGCUUCAAGCAUGCCCCACCAACCUAUGAAGAUGUCAUCGCUGGCCAUAUUUUAGAUAUUUCUGAUUCACCUAAAGAGCUCCAGAGGAAUUUUCAAAAGACAUGGCAGGAGAAUGAAAGAGUUUUUGAAAGUGUGGGAUAUGCAACCUCAGAUGCUUCUGCAGCUGAGAUGAGAACCACCUUCCAAGAGGAAUCUGCCUUCAGAAGUGAAACUGCUACUCCAAGACAAGGAAAUAUGUAUACUUUGUCAAAAGACAGUUUAUCCAAUGGAGUGCCUAACAGCAGACAAGCAGAGUUUUCAUAAAUCCUGCUUCCGAUGUCACCAUUGCAACAGUAAACUGAGUUUGGGAAAUUACGCAUCACUUCAUGGACAUAUAUAUUGUAAACCUCACUUCAAACAACUUUUCAAA
This is a messenger RNA of Pteronotus mesoamericanus, 10346 nucleotides long. It is a transcript of the gene XIRP2, whose product is annotated as xin actin binding repeat containing 2. Lineage: Eukaryota; Metazoa; Chordata; Mammalia; Chiroptera; Mormoopidae. The record is from RefSeq and is a predicted model, not a curated record. Gene Ontology annotation, cellular component: stress fiber; focal adhesion. Bases 242 to 10240 code for a protein of 3332 amino acids. The transcript is spliced from 9 exons. Gene Ontology annotation, molecular function: actin filament binding. Gene Ontology annotation, biological process: actin cytoskeleton organization; actin filament organization.